Malania oleifera is the source of this 2178-nucleotide messenger RNA. RefSeq names its product laccase-17-like. The coding region runs from base 84 to 1832 and encodes 582 amino acids. The record is from RefSeq and is a predicted model, not a curated record. Gene Ontology annotation, molecular function: hydroquinone:oxygen oxidoreductase activity; copper ion binding. Lineage: Eukaryota; Viridiplantae; Streptophyta; Magnoliopsida; Santalales; Ximeniaceae. Gene Ontology annotation, biological process: lignin catabolic process. The transcript has 6 exons. Gene Ontology annotation, cellular component: apoplast.
AUCACUCCUUCAAAUCAUACUCAGCUGCAGCUGCAGCUGCCUUCCUCCCUCUAUUCUGACUUUGAAAUAGUUGCAGACCAAACAUGGGCUCCUCACCAUUCACAACCCUCGCAGCUGUUCUCAUUUUCCUCAUGGCCUCCCUUUGCCUCCUGCCUCCGCCUGCCUCUGCCAACCACGCAGGCAUUACAAGGCACUACAAGUUCAAUAUAAGGAUGCAGAAUGUGACAAGGCUGUGCCACACAAAGAGCAUGAUCACAGUGAAUGGGAAGUAUCCAGGGCCUCGCAUCAUCGCCAGAGAGGGUGACCGCUUGCUCAUCAAAGUGGUCAAUCAUGUCCAGAGAAAUAUCAGCAUUCACUGGCAUGGGAUUCGACAGCUGCGAAGUGGGUGGGCUGAUGGGCCGGCCUAUAUAACUCAAUGCCCAAUUCGAACGGGCCAGAGCUAUGUUUACAACUUCACCAUUGUGGGCCAAAGGGGAACUCUGUUCUGGCAUGCCCACAUUUCGUGGCUGAGAGCCACCAUUUAUGGGCCCCUUGUCAUCCUUCCCAAGCCCAAUUCCUCCUACCCAUUUCCCAAACCCUACAAGGAAGUGCCCAUCAUCUUCGGAGAGUGGUGGAAUGCUGAUACAGAGGCAGUGAUCAGCCAGGCCCUUCAAACUGGAGGCGGCCCAAAUGUGUCCGAUGCAUACACCAUUAAUGGAUUUCCCGGCCCAUUAUACAAUUGCAGUUCCCAAAAUGAUACAUUCAUGCUCAAGGUGAAGCCCGGGAAGACAUAUCUCCUACGCUUCAUCAAUGCUGCACUCAAUGACGAGCUCUUCUUCAGCAUCGCCAACCACACCCUCACCGUCGUUGAAGCCGACGCCGUCUACGUCAAACCUUUCCAAACCCAAAUCCUCCACAUCACCCCAGGCCAAACCACCAACGCCCUCCUCCACACCCAUCCCCACCACCCUCCCACCGCCACCUUCCUAAUGGCCGCCAGCCCCUACUUCACCGGCCAAGGCACCUUCGACAACUCCACCUUCGCCGGAAUCCUCCAGUACGAACCCCAUCCACAUCUCCCUUCCCCACCCACAAACCUCUCCGUCCUCAAACCACCCCUUCCUGCCAUCAACGACACCUCCUUCACAGCAAACUUCAGCAGCAAGCUCCGCAGCCUGGCCAACUCACAGUUCCCCGCGAACGUGCCGACGACAGUCGACAAGCGGUUCUUCUUCACUGUGGGACUCGGGAGCAGCCCGUGUCCCAAAAACCAAACUUGCCAAGGUCCCAAUGGCACAAAGUUUGCAGCUUCGAUCAACAACAACUCCUUUCCUCUGCCUACGACGGCGCUCCUGCAAGCACAUUUUUUCCGACAGUCGAAGGGCGUUUACACCACCGAUUUUCCGAGCUUUCCUCUGUUUCAGUUUAAUUAUACGGGGACUCCGCCGAAUAAGACGUUGGUGAGCAACGGGACCAGGGCGGUGGUGCUGCCGUUCAACGCCAGUGUGGAGGUGGUGAUGCAGGGCACGAGCAUUCUUGGCGCUGAGAGCCAUCCUCUCCAUCUUCACGGGUUUAACUUCUUUGUUGUGGGACAAGGGUUUGGAAAUUUUGAUCCAAAGAAGGACCCUCUUGGAUACAAUCUCGUCGAUCCCGUUGAAAGGAACACCGUCGGCGUGCCGGCCGGCGGCUGGUUGGCCAUCCGGUUCUUCGCCGACAACCCAGGUGUUUGGUUGAUGCAUUGCCACUUUGAUGUUCAUCUGAGUUGGGGGUUGAGGAUGGCGUGGGUAGUGAUGGAUGGGGAGCUCCCCAAUCAGAAGCUGCCACCUCCACCGUCUGAUCUCCCCAAGUGUUGAAUCUCUCGAUGAUCGGGAUUGUUGCGGCAGCUUCUGUUUUGCAGGAGAAAUCAAUUUCUUGGAUCUUCUUUAAUUAAUUAACUUAAUAUUGUUUUGUUUGUUGAUCAUGUACGUAUUUUGGGAGUUCUUACAAGAAUCAUGCAUGCAUGCAUGCACCCAAUUAGCCAGCUUUAGCAUUGAGCUACGUGUUUUGUUUGGACGCUUGGGUCUAACAAGUUUAUGCCUGAGUCCAGUCCAUUCAAAAGAGUUGGGAAAGAGAUCGACACAGAGAAGAUGAUUUUGUAACACGAUUUCAUGAAAUAAGCUUCAUUACUACGUAAUAAAUACAUAAUGAAACUUACAUCUC